AUGCCCGUCGAUAAUGAAGCGGGCCUGAUGGCUCCUGAAGGAAUUGUGGAGAAGACAUUGAGUGCUCGAGUUGGAAGGCUGCGUUUGCUUGCCACCGAUCGAGCCAGGGGGGGCGCAAGUUCGUCACUCCAGCGGGUGCAGAGCGGCAUCCGCCUGGGCCCUGCACGCCGGGGUGCUGGAAAGACGCCUUGUCACAGAGUCAUUGGCCCAAGCAGCGGCAUCGCCAGGGAUUGCUCGGGAUCCCACAAGCCCGUCGAUACCCAGGCGGUCCCAGGUGGUCCCAAGGUGGGUGCCAGGAUCGCUGACUUGGGUCGGUGGAAGUGUGGUGGAAGGACAAGGGGGGGCGUGGAGAGUUGCAGGAGGGCAGCGGCAGGCCAGGACAGGGAGGUAGAGAAAGAUUGGCGCCCAACAGCGCAAGAAGAGAAGCAGCAGAGCAACGAGGGCAGCGCAGCGCAGCGCAGCGCAGCGGACCGCCAAAAAGAGACGAAGGCUCACACGCUCAAGCUCACGCUCACGCCCACGCCCAUGCCCACGCUCAUGCUCACAUUCGGCCUCACGCACUCACGCACUCUCGACCUCAUAUCAUACUUUCGCUCACGCUCACGCUCACGCUCACGCUCUCCCCUCCAAUUACCCCCCAAUUGCUAG
Molecule: messenger RNA, 648 nt
Organism: Hyaloscypha bicolor E
Lineage: Eukaryota; Fungi; Ascomycota; Leotiomycetes; Helotiales; Hyaloscyphaceae
Exons: 2
Coding region: 1-648 (215 amino acids)
Source: RefSeq, a predicted model, not a curated record